UGCCGGCGGCGAGAGAGCACAGUCGUCGGAGAAAAUGGUUACCGGAAACAUAGCAACUCGUCUUCAUCUGUUGAUCGAUCGUUGUGUUCGCGGAUACGUCGAAAGAGAAGAAGUAAGUUCGCCGACGAAGGAAGUGGAGAAAGAUCUGCUUCUUUCUCUAUCUCAGGUAUUGAGAGAAAUUCAAUCUUGGAUUAGCGAAAUUGUAAGUGAUUCAAUGGUGGAAGAGGGAGAAGAGACUGUUGAUCAUGAGGAUGAAACUGCUAAUGCUUUAUGCUUGGAAAGAGUUGUGGCUGAUCUUGUUGGUUUGUUGGGUAUGAAGAAUGUGCAUGUUAAACAUUUGGCCGGCAACAUUCUUGUAGAAGUAUCCGAGUGUCUCGUUGAAUCUGGAAGUCAAUGGGAUGAUUUCUUUCGUUUGCUGUGUGAAUGUUUGCGCUUAGCAGUCGUCUACAGUUGCCCAAUCCCUGUUGUGUUUGGAAGUUCGGAGCUACAUUUCUUAGGUUCUGAUGUUCUUAAAUGUAAACUGGAAAAGGCUAACUGGUACAUGGUGUCUGAUAUUUUUCGAAUUCUUCGUAAUAUAUUGAAGCGCUUGAGCCAAGAAGAUAAUGAGGAACUUCUUGAUGUAUACUUGGAAUUUGUCAACUCUACACUUGCAAAAGUUCCGUGGAGCCGAGUGGACACUAUUUUCUCUCAUCAGCAUGGUAGUGGUGAUUCCCAAGGGCAGUAUGGAACUUUUGGAAGCACUGAAAACCAUGAGGAAGCAACAGUAUUUCUUGGGAGCUUUGUUCAGUUUCUCUGUUCCGUGGUUCAGCAGGUUCACUUUGCCGAAGAUUCUGAUGGUUUUGAUUCUCCACAUUUGAUCCUCCAAAAAACCAUCGAGCUUGUUCCAAAUCUUCUUCGUUGGUGCCAACCAAAAUCAGAAAGUCAAAGUGGCUCUUGUAUGCUAAGAUACCUAGGUCACAAGUUGCUGGUCCUGAUGAUCAGGCUCACUUAUCAGUCCAAUAUAAAAUGUACCAUUCUUCUUUCAUGGCUGCAAUAUCUGCAAUUCCAGUUUCAAGGCUUUCUUCAAAAGUCCCUGACGAGCUUUAAACUCAUCCAAGAUAAUUGUUUGGAAGGUUCGCCAUUUUUUGUGAGUUUGUCUUAUAGGGAGGUCAGUGAGACACAUUCUAAUCAUUUGCAAAGACUUUCUGUGUUUCUGUUCCUACGGUGCUCCUUCACCCUGCUUUAUUCGAGUAGACAUACCGACAAGCACUGUGAGUUUGAUUGUAGUAAGAAAGGAAUGCAAGAGAUGUUUAAAUGGAUUGAACAACAGAUUCCAGGCUACACAUUUUCUGAUCACAGAAUUUAUACCAAGAAGAGUGUUGACUUUUCUGCAUCCUUCGUCCGGUUGUUCAUGCAUGAGGAUGAUCUAUUAUUUAAAGUCCUCCUGCAAUUGCUCUCUGUACCAUUGCAUAGAGAAGAACUGCUUAAAGUGGAAGGGCAUUCACGUCUAGAUGAGGAACAAGCUAUUCUCUUCCGUUUAUCAACCUUGUUCAAUCCUGUAGUCCUAUUCUGUAUAUUUCUUUCAGAGUUGCAUUAUGAUCAUCAAGUCCUUCUUGAUUACCUUAUAUCUAAAGACAUCGGGGCUAGCUGUGCAGAGUACCUGCUGAGAUGUUUGCGAGCAGUCUGUGAUUCUUGGACCCUAUUUAUGGAAUUCCCAUUUGAAGAAAGUACAAAUGCUUCAUCUUCGAAGAGAAGAAAACUUUUGCUUGAGACUUCUGGGGUUGAAAAAAACUGUAAGCUACAUCUGCAGGCUUUUGAAGAUGCCAAAGAUUGUCUGCUUUCAUUACAAACUUCAGUUGUUAAACUACAUCAGAAGAAAUUAUUUCCAUACAACCCAGAAGCUCUUCUACGGCGUUUGCUAAGGUUUCAAGAGCUCUGUCUAUCCCACGAAAACUCAUCCUGGACCAAAGUGUAGCUUCUUAGCUGAGAUUCUCUGAGAGAGAAGGAUCAGAUGCCAACACAAAGAAGUCUCCUUUCCAGAUCAAGUUUCAAGCUAAUUAACUCACAAGUAGAACUGUAUAGAGAUCCUAAAUUCUUUGUUGGUGCACCUGCUAUGAAACAGAGAGCAUUAUGUUCUUGCCUCCAUACUCCAAAUCUGAAAGGUAUAAGAUACUCUGUUCAAGCUAAUGUGAAACUGCCCCCAGCCAAAUACAGUAAUCAAUGAAAUGUCGAAUACAGUGUAGAAAUAACCAAAAAUCACAAAAUAUUGAAACAUUCUUUAUUCAUAUCAUAGAUGUACUUGAGCCCAAAUCAUACAUAGUUGUAAUAUUUAGUUAUAUUUCGCUGCUA
Capsella rubella is the source of this 2328-nucleotide messenger RNA. RefSeq lists its product as uncharacterized. The record is from RefSeq and is a predicted model, not a curated record. NCBI's taxonomy places the organism in Eukaryota, Viridiplantae, Streptophyta, Magnoliopsida, Brassicales, Brassicaceae. The transcript has 14 exons. The coding region runs from base 35 to 1954 and encodes 639 amino acids.